AUUCUGUGGUUUCAACCUUAGACAAGGGUUUCAACUGGUUUCAACAGUUUUUUUUAGGUUAAUGUGUAAGGUUAUGUUAUUUCGUACCGCAAGGCCCCAUGCUUUAAAAUUUAUUCGUACUGCACGUGGUACUGUUUCUACUGUUUUAUAAAUAAAUAAAAGGGCAGAUUUGUUUUAUUUAUACAAUGGGUUUUUCUCCUGGUAACAGAGGUGGAGGUGGUUUUGGUGGUCGUAAAAGUUUCGGCAGCGACGGCGGCGGUAGAGGAGGUCGAGGAGGUGGGAGCCGAGGAGGAUUUGGGGAUAGACGCGGAGGAGGUAGAGGUGGAUUUGGUGGGCGUGGAGGAGGAGGUGGAAGAGGUGGAUUUGGAGGGCGUGGCGGCGGUGGUCGCGGUGGAGGGGGCAGAGGUGGCCGAGGAGGCGGCGGUGGCGGAUUUAAAGGCGGCAAGACGGUUAUUGUUGAACCUCACCGACAUGAAGGUGUAUUUGUUGCUAGAGGCAAGGAAGAUGCUCUAGUUACCUUAAAUUUGGUCCCUGGUUCUGAAGUAUAUGGAGAAAAAAGAAUUUCUGUUGAAAAUGAUGGAAAUAAAAUAGAAUAUAGAGUAUGGAAUCCCUUCAGGAGCAAAUUGGCCGCUGCAAUUUUGGGUGGAGUUGACGCUAUACAUAUGGCUCCCGGUAGCAGGGUUUUGUACUUAGGAGCAGCAUCAGGGACAACUGUAUCACAUGUUUCAGAUAUAGUGGGACCGGAAGGUUUAGUAUAUGCUGUGGAAUUCUCUCACAGGUCAGGUAGAGAUCUAAUAAAUGUUGCUAAAAAAAGGACAAAUAUCAUUCCUAUUAUCGAAGAUGCUAGACAUCCUCAUAAAUACAGAAUGUUAAUUGGAAUGGUCGAUACCAUAUUUGCGGACGUUGCUCAACCUGACCAAGCCAGAAUAGUAGCGCUUAAUGCGCAAUAUUUCCUUAAAAAUGGAGGACAUUUUGUGAUUUCUAUAAAAGCCAGUUGUAUAGAUUCGACAGCACAACCUGAGGCUGUGUUUGCAUCAGAAGUGAGAAAACUGCAAGCUGAUAAGCUAAAACCUCAGGAACAAAUUACCUUAGAACCCUAUGAGAGAGACCAUGCCGUAGUUGUGGGUUUAUAUAAACCUCCCCCUAAAAACUAAUGUUAUUCGUUAAUUAAAGUUAUGUUAAGUGAGAAGUUUUUUUCUGGUAUGUGAGAGAUUUACCAAGAUAAAUAUAAAGUCAUUUUUAUGUAGUUUUAUGUCUUUUAUCUUUAUUUCAAUCAGAUGUUAGACUACUUUUUAACUAAAAUGCAGAUGAGACUAAACUAGGCAAAUUUUGCUGUUCUUUUACUGGAAUAACAAUUGGUAGAAUGCAAGUUUUGAUAUUUUUAGAAUUACUUAAACAGUUUGAGAAUUUCAUUUUCAGCCAUUAAAAUUAAUUGACUGAUAAGACUACUAUACUUUGUCUGGUGAAAGAAUGUAUUGUGUGGGUACUGAAUUUUCGUAAAUGAAUGACAGCUGUAUACCACUUCUCAAAAGCCCCGUUCUCAGAACUACGUUUUGUCGCUGGCUCUACCUGGUUGACUAAACGAGUUUAAAUUUAAAAUUGACAGCUGUUUGAAUUUUGUACAAAUCUCAUUUGUUCUUUUGACGUGUCGCUGGCGGCACUAUGAAGUUCUGAGAACGGGGCUUAAUUCAACAGUAGAUUGGUUUUUCUGUCCGUUGGUUAUCUGUGGAAAUCAUUCUAUGACCGGGCAGGCUAUAAUUUUCUUUUGUUUAAGACAAAUGAUAGGAAAAUAAUAAUAAGUUAUUUUCUUAAGAUAUUCCAUAUAUGAAAUGCAUUUAGAGAAUAAAUAUUUUUAAAAACU
Messenger RNA from Sitophilus oryzae (rice weevil), 1861 nucleotides. RefSeq names its product rRNA 2'-O-methyltransferase fibrillarin (gene Fib). The record is from RefSeq and is a predicted model, not a curated record. Gene Ontology annotation, biological process: box C/D sno(s)RNA 3'-end processing; rRNA methylation. The transcript is spliced from 5 exons. Gene Ontology annotation, cellular component: box C/D methylation guide snoRNP complex; Cajal body; small-subunit processome. NCBI's taxonomy places the organism in Eukaryota, Metazoa, Arthropoda, Insecta, Coleoptera, Curculionidae. Gene Ontology annotation, molecular function: histone H2AQ104 methyltransferase activity; rRNA methyltransferase activity; RNA binding. Bases 186 to 1154 code for a protein of 322 amino acids.